AUGACCCCUCCAACCUUUAUCGGUCUAUGUGAGAUAUUAGUUAGAGAGGGUGGUCUUAGACCAACACUUCGAACUACCGUUGAGGAACAAGUUGCAAAAGCACUUUACCUGUUAGCGCAUAAUGUGACAAAUCGUGAACUAGCUUUCUUCUUUCGUCGAUCUGGUGAAUCAGUCAGUCGUUAUUUCCAUACUGUCUUGAGAGCUAUCUUGAGGUUAUAUGAAAAAAUUAUUAAACAACCCGAUGGCUUCCAUGUUCCUUCUGAAAUUGCCAGCACUGGGUGGGAAGGGACGGCAUCUGAUUCAAGAAUCGUGAAAGAAGCACUAAAUAAACAAGACCCACUAAGAAUUCCAGAAGGAAAAUAUUACAUUGUUGAUGCUGGAUUCAUGUUGAGAAGUGGACUUAUUACGCCAUAUAGGGGGGAACGAUAUCACUUGAAAGAGUACUCAAGAAAUCCACCUCAAAAUUCUCGUGAAUUAUUUAAUUUGCGACAUGCAUCUUUGUGUAAUGCUAUUGAACGAACAUUUGGAGUUCUUAAAAAGAGAUUUCCGAUAAUUGCUAGUUCUACAGAGCCAUCAUAUGGUGUUGACACCCAAAAACUUAUUAUAUUUGCAUGUUGUAUUUUGCACAACUACUUAAGAGGUGUAGAUCCAGAUGAUUGGUUACUUGCAGAGGUUGAUGCAGAGCUUGUUAACGAUACAAAUGUGCUUGAAGAACCUUCAAAUAGCAAGGAAAGCAAUGAGGAGUUUAAGAAAGGAGAGUUGAUUCGAGAUCACAUAGCAACGAACAUGUGGCUUGACUACCUUGCUUAA
Messenger RNA from Nicotiana tabacum (common tobacco), 810 nucleotides. RefSeq lists its product as uncharacterized. The record is from RefSeq and is a predicted model, not a curated record. NCBI's taxonomy places the organism in Eukaryota, Viridiplantae, Streptophyta, Magnoliopsida, Solanales, Solanaceae.